AACUUCCUUCAGGUUCACGGGUUCCGGGUUACAGGUGAACCGCGUGGUUCUGAACUUUCUUCUCUCCUGACUACCACCAACCUUGACCGGCGUCGAAUCUGUCCACCCUCUUCUAGCUGCUCGGCGAAUUUCCGAUUGCCCUUUCUCGGUUCUUCUGCGAUCGAUUUGAAUCGGAGAAGAGAAUUGAAGGAAAGGAGAAGGAAAAAUGUGGGUAUUUUAUUUGAUAUCUUUGCCGCUAACCCUUGGCAUGGUCAUGGUGACGCUAGGGUAUUUCGCGGGGCCAGAUGUCCCACGUUACGUCCUCUUCACCGUCGGAUACACCUGGUUCUGCUCUCUCUCCUUCAUUAUCCUUGUCCCUGCCGAUAUCUGGACGACAAUGGCCCGGCAAGAUAAGGCAGGAAUCACUUUCUUCUGGAGCUGGUCAUAUUGGAGUACCUUUGCACUGACGUGGGCUGUGGUUCCUGCUAUUCAGGGUUAUGAAGAUGCUGGAGAUUUCACUAUGAAAGAAAGAUUAAAAACAAGUUUUCAUGUGAAUCUGGUCUUUUAUCUGAUCGUUGGAUCAAUCGGCCUUCUUGGACUCUUACUAUUGAUCAUCAUGCAUGGAAAUUGGAGUGUAGACUUUGUAGCCUUAGCCAUGGCUUGCUCAAAUACUUUUGGGCUUGUGACUGGUGCAUUUCUUCUUGGUUUUGGAUUGAGUGAAAUACCGAAGAGCAUCUGGAGGAAUGCUGAUUGGGGCAAUCGCCAAAAAUUCCUUUCUCACAGGGUUGCAAAAAUGGCUGUGAAAUUAGAUGACGCUCAUAAGGAAUUUUCAAAUGCAAUUGUGGUUGCGCAAGCCACAUCCAAACAAAUGUCCAAGAGGGAUCCUUUGAGACCUUAUAUGAAUGUUAUUGAUAACAUGCUGGUCCAAAUGUUUCGGGAAGAUCCAUCUUUCAAGCCUUCAGGAGGUAGAUUGGGAGAAAAUGAUAUGGAUUAUGAUACUGAUGAAAAAACAAUGGCCACGUUAAGGCGCCAGCUAAAGAGAGCUCACGAGGAGUAUUAUAGAUACAAGAGUGAAUAUCUGACUUAUGUUAUGGAGGCCCUUGAGUUGGAAGACACUAUAAAGAAUUUUGACUGCCGUGAUUCUACUGGAUGCUUUAUGCUUUUACAGAUAGCUGCAUUUGUUCCUCUUAUGUAUAUGUGUAUUUGCACGUACUAUUCGUUGUUCAAGAUUGGAAUGCUCAUGUUUUAUUCAUUUACACCGAGACAAACAAGCUCAGUGAGCUUGCUUAUGAUUUGUUCAAUGGUUGCACGUUAUGCACCUCCAAUUUCUUAUAAUUUUCUGAAUCUCAUACGUCUUGAUGGUGAUGACAAAACUGUUUUUGAAAAGAGAAUGGGCAAUAUUGAUGAUGCGGUCCCUUUUUUUGGUAAAGGUUUUAAUAACAUAUAUCCUCUUAUUAUGGUUAUUUAUACGGCUCUGGUUGCUAGCAACUUCUUUGGUCGAGUGAUUGACUUGUUUGGGAGCUGGAAAAUGUUUAAGAUUCAGAAUGAAGAAGCUGACAUGAAUGGGUUUGAUUCAUCUGGGAUUAUUAUCCUACAAAAAGAGCGUUCCUGGCUUGAACAAGGUCAUAAACUUGGGGAGCAAGUUAUACCAUUAGCAAGAAAUUUCAAUAACAUGAGCGUGGAUCUCGAAUCUAGCAUGUCGCAGGAUAAGGGCACUACGGAGAGGACAGGUACUGGAAGACUCUCCAAGGAAGACACCAAACGAAAUCUAACAACUCAGAAAGAAAAGAAUGAAUUAUAUAGUCGAGAGGCUUUGGCCAAUAAAUAUGCAGCACUAAGGGAAAAGCUGGGCAGGCCUUCAUCCUUUGCAAGAUCAUCAAAAGAGAAGGGCGUGCCAUCAACUUCAGUCUCAUUACUCCACCCCGAUAAUAACCAAAACCAUUCUGAUGGAAACGCAGUUGCUUCAGGACUUUCCUCUAAGUGGGCAUCAAUGAAAUCUGGGCUUCAAAACUUUAAAGCAAAUAUAGAAGCCAAGAAAUUCUUUCCCCUACGACAUAUUCAGCAAAGUUCGCUUCAUUCCCAAACCUCCUCGUCUGAGUUCCUAGAUGAAGUAUUUCGGAGGCUCAAACAGAGUCCAAGUAGAGACCAGAAUGGUGAUUUUAGCUAUGAAGAUGGUGAUGGUUUGGAUAUUAUAGGUUCUGGGCCUAGCAGAUAGUACUUCAUUACUUCGCAUGUCCUUGUAACCAGUUUCAUCAAUCAGAUUGAAUUUGAGCAGAUUCAGCAAGAGUGACUACAGCGCUUUACUCGCAAUGAUCUUAGAAACGAUCAGAAUGUUCUCACAUAUGCUAAAUGACCGUAACUACAAAGUUUUAAGGCAAAGAGCUUGAAAUUUCUGGCGAAAAGAAUGUCAAUCUAUGUAUUUAACAUCAUCGGGCUUUUUUUUUUCUUGUUUAGAUUGCUGAGGGAGACAUUAUCGAUUGUAAGGUCGUCUUAAAUCACUAAAUAUUUUGAUAUA
Molecule: messenger RNA, 2494 nt
Organism: Dendrobium catenatum
Lineage: Eukaryota; Viridiplantae; Streptophyta; Magnoliopsida; Asparagales; Orchidaceae
Product: LMBR1 domain-containing protein 2 homolog
Exons: 12
Coding region: 206-2194 (662 amino acids)
Cellular component (GO): membrane
Source: RefSeq, a predicted model, not a curated record